Ostertagia ostertagi is the source of this 855-nucleotide messenger RNA. Lineage: Eukaryota; Metazoa; Nematoda; Chromadorea; Rhabditida; Trichostrongylidae. The record is from the annotation of a GenBank genome assembly.
CGUCUGGCAGCUCAUCGCUCUGGAACUGCAGUGGGCGGAGAACGUCAUGCGGCCUACUGGGAUGGCAUUUGUCGGGCCGCUCAACUCACUCAACAAAAACGCAACGAAAUUGAACAAAUUAAAGCUAUGGCAGCUGAGUCAUCAGAUGCAGAGCUGCGAACAAUGGCCGAAGAAGAGCGACAAGCCAUCGAAGCAUCUUUGGCUUCUGCAGAGCAAGAUCUGGUGGACUCUAUUGUACCUGUCACCGAGAUAGACGUACUGCGGAAAUGUCAAAUUGAAUUCACUAGUGGUGCAGGUGGCCAAGAAGCAAUGCUUUUCACCGGAGAGCUCGUUGAUAUGUACGCUAAAUACGCGGAAUGGCGAGGGUGGAAGUGGACUCCGCUCCAAUUCCAGGACUCUGAUAUUGGUGGUGUGCGUACCGCCCUCUUCGCGGUGGAGGGUGAGAACGCUUACGCAUCCUUAAGAUUUGAGGCUGGUGUUCAUCGAGUGCAGCGGAUUCCUUUGACGGACAAGUCGCGAAUGCAUACCAGUACUGCAAGCGUUGCAGUGCUUCCUGAACCAGAAGAGGUUUCGGUUGUGGUGCCAGCUGACUCAGUGAAGAUAGAAACGAUGAGGGCGUCGGGACCUGGUGGACAGAACGUGAAUAAACGGUCCACAGCAGUCCGAAUCACGCAUAAGGAAACAGGCAUAGCCGUACAUUGCAUGGAAGAACGUUUUCAACAUCUUAAUCUACAGGCACAGUGGGUUUUGUGCUUUGGCACUGUAAAUGAGAUCGCCUUCAAACGAUUGGCAGCGAUUAUUAUGCAACAAAAAGUAGAUGAAAUCAGUGAAAAGUCCACAUCGGACCGGAAACUG